AUGAAAAUCCCAAGCACCGAUGGCUCCGAUCAGGGCAACGGCUGGUGGUUUUCCAAACCCGACGACUCAUUCAAUGCCCGUGAAAACACCGACUUCCUCCGAGGUUUCGAUGAGUCUGUCAGCGUUGUCAAAGAGGCCCUCAAGUCACAGGGUCCGUUUGAUGGAAUUUUGGCGUUUAGCCAGGGCGCGGCGUUCGUCACCCUCCUGCAAAUCCUCAUGGAACAACACCCUGAAGAAUGGGAUGCACCCGUGGUGAAAUUCGCCAUCCUCGUCGCAACCUUCAAGAGCCGGUCGUCGCUGCACGCUCCGCUGUACAGCGGAGUAAUCCAAAUGCCGACACUCCUCGUUUACGGAGAAGACGACAAAGUGAUACCCGCAGAAAUGACCAAAGAUCUCCUGCCCAUGUACGUCGCCCCUCAGACAACCCUUGUUCACCCCGGCGGUCACUUCAUUCCAACAAAUGCGGCAGCCAAAGACGCCUACCGCGCGUUCAUUGCGCCCUUCCUGUCAAAUCCCAAAUGA
Messenger RNA from Mesocestoides corti, 522 nucleotides. The record is from the annotation of a GenBank genome assembly. Lineage: Eukaryota; Metazoa; Platyhelminthes; Cestoda; Cyclophyllidea; Mesocestoididae.